This is a messenger RNA of Penicillium salamii, 1335 nucleotides long. NCBI's taxonomy places the organism in Eukaryota, Fungi, Ascomycota, Eurotiomycetes, Eurotiales, Aspergillaceae. The record is from the annotation of a GenBank genome assembly.
AUGGGUAUAACUGAGGGAUCUGAUGAGCUGACUUGGACGAAAUUGCAGCUGACUGCCGAGUCAAGCGCUUUUGUGUUGCUAGCCCACUAUUCUCGAGUCAUGCCACCGGCUGGUGGUAAACGAUACCUGACCUCCACGGCAGUCUUCCUAGUCGAAGUGGUCAAGCUAGCCAUAUCCCUCACCAUGGCGCUCUAUGACGUCUCUAAAACCGCACCUCCCUCCAUGCCAGCCACGUCUCUCUUCUUCUCUCUCACAAGUGCCGUGUUCUCAGGCGACAGCUGGAAGCUAGCGAUCCCCGCUAGCUUGGAGGUGCUGUCCAAUUCCCUUCUUUACAUCGCGCUGUCGAACCUGCAAGCUGCAACCUUCCAAGUGACAUUCCAGCUGAAGUUCUUGGCCACCGCGGUAUUUGGGUUGAUGCUAUUGAGACGGAGUAUCCCCGCCCGGAAGUGGGGCCUGUUGUUGCUACUAGUGGUGGGCGUCGCACUGGUGCAAAUGCCCGAUGUAAGCUCGGAGCAAAUUCUGAAGGACGAUGCAAACCGUCACUUCCCUCGAUCGCUGGAAGAAUGGAAGGCAGCCAAGCAAGCAUCCGGGUUGCAAAAGCGGUCCGCAACUUAUGAAGGAAUCGAGGAGGAUCUAUCGACGGCAGACCCGCAUCUGAACCCCACAAUUGGCCUUCUUGCAACCAUCGGGGCGUCAGUGGCAUCCGGACUAGCGAGUAUCUACUUCGAAAAGGUUCUCAAAGACAGCUCAAAACACAUUUCGUUGUGGGUGCGGAACGUGCAGUUGGCGGUCUACUCGGUUUUCCCUGCUCUUUUUAUUGGAGUUGUCUUCCGGGACGGUGAGAAAAUCGCCGAGGACGGGUUCUUCCAGGGCUACAACUGGGCGGUGUGGUCUGCCAUCGUGAUACAGGGCUUGGGUGGGAUCGCGUCGGCGUUCUAUGCUAGCCAUGCACAGAAAGAUGCAAGGAGUCUGGCGACAACAACGAACAUCAUCUUGACCACCGUGGCAAGCGUCUGGCUCUUUGACUUUGAAGUUAACGCAAGCUUCAUCUUCGGCUCGGCCGCCGUGCUGGUCGCAACACACUACUAUGGAAAUCCUACCUACAACCAUGGAAUCCGUCCACCUCCAAUUCGCAUUGAUGCCUAUGAAAAGGAUGCUGCAGGCCCCGAAGGUUCACCAGUAGCACCACCGAACGAGAUUUCUAUCAAAUUGCCAACAACUCCGUUCCUCUCAGACGGUAUAUCAUCGUCUCGACCUGCCUCUCCAGCGGCAGGCCACACGAGAGUAAGCUCCAGUCGGAACGCCAGUGCGACUGGAUAUUUUGACGAGAAAUGA